AUGUCAGAGGUCAGUUCCACUGCCCGUUUUUUGUGUCGGCGAUAUUCCUGCCGGACGGACUAUCCUGCUUGUGCUGGCGGCGCUAGCCAGUGCUCCUGCGGCCCAGCGCUGCCACGAGUCGGCGGGGAUUACCCCGCUUCCCCGAGGACGACCUUGGCGGUUUGACCGGCUUGCCCAUCGGGUCGUCGCUUGGGUGGACUCCCACCGUCUUCCUAAGGCAAAGCUGGAGUGUCACGGUGGACAUCAGGGACGAGUGCUGGCUGUGCUCGAUGGGGUCUGCCCCGUGGCCUCUCCGUGGGUGGUGGUGCACGGGGCUGCCGUGACGUUGCGCUCUGUCGAUGCGGCGUGAAACCGUUCACCUUGGACCCGAGCUCGCUCGAGCUGCCACGCGGGGUCUCGCACUCGAGCCUAUCCCGAGGCUGAGCCUCAACGCUCGUGGGAGGAAUAGUACUGUUGCCAAACUUUAUCGUCGGAUCGAGGUGGACCAUGUUGCACAUCGACAUUGCACUUCACGCCACCCGUGCCCCUCGCUUAGCCGGCUACCUGUUCAAACUCAAUUCACUGACUUCCUGUACGAUCCUUGCCCUUUUCAUGCCUUUGCGACAUCCAAUGUAUUUUUGAACGGUGGUUCGGCCAACAGCUACAAUACAAGGAUAAGGUCGUGAUCGUCACCGGUGCCGGUGGCGGACUCGGCAAAGCUUGUAAGCGGUCGGCGAUCCUUCUCGCGCCGCCGAAAAGUUCUGACGACUCCUUCCUUCCCACCCGCCUUCCUCUUGCGCAGACUCGGUCUUCUUCGCUUCGCGCGGUGCCAACAUCCUCGUCAACGAUCUCUCGAGGGAGAACGCCGACAAGGCCGUCAAAGAGAUCAACGAUGCCGGCAAGGGCCAAGCGAUCGCCAACUACAACUCGGCGACUGAAGGCAACGCGAUCGUCAAGCAGGCCGUUGACAAGUGGGGUCGAGUCGAUAUCCUCAUCAACAAGUUGAGUUUUCUCAUCUCUUCGAGCAGGCUCUGUUGUCAUCCGCACCUUAUGGGGCUGAUCUGGGCAUCUCGUUCUCGUCCUACAGCGCAGGUAUUCUUCGUGACAAGUCGUUCGCUUCCAUGACCGACAAGGAGUGGGACAGCAUCCACGACGUUCACGUCCGAGGCGCUUACGCCUGCACCAAGGCCGCCUGGCCCCUGAUGCGAAAGCAAAAGUAUGGUCGCAUAAUCAUGGCAAGUCAUCUGGAACAGUCUCCAGUCUCGAGCUUAGCUGAUGUAGGGGCAACUUUGGCUCCUGACCGCAGACCGCCUCGGCUGCCGGUAUCUACGGCAACUUUGGCCAAGCCAACUACUCGUCGGCCAAGCUUGCUCUCGUGGCCUUUGCCAAGACGCUGGCCCGGGAAGGUGCCAAGGUGAGCCAAAGAGAAAAACGUGCCGAGUAAGGGCUGCGAGGCGCGUGCUGACAGCUCUCACUGCCGUUCACGCCAGUACAACAUCCACGCCAACGCCAUCGCCCCCGUCGCGGCUUCGCAAAUGACCGAGACCGUGAUGCCCCCCGAGAUGCUCGCCAACCUCUCGCCCGAGAUGAUCGUACCCCUCGUCGCUUACCUCUGCCACGACCAGACCGAGGACAACGGCAAGCUGUUCGAGGCCGGUGCCGGAUGGUACGGUCGAGUGCGCUGGGAGCGAUCCAAGGGUGUUGUCUUCAAGACCGAUGACACCUUCACCCCCGCGGCCGUCAAGGCCAAGUGGGAGCAGAUCAACGACUUCUCCUCCGGCUCCACCUUCCCCGAGAACAUCACCGAUGCCAAUUACCUCGAAUACCUCGAGGAGGCCAAGAGCAUCAAGAAGAACGAGACCGACGGCGAGGUGCGCUUCGACGGCAAGACCAUCUUGGUCACCGGUGCCGGUGCCGGUCUCGGUCGAGCCUAUGCGCUGAUGUACGCCAAGCUGGGUGGCAGCGUCGUCGUGAACGACAUGAAUAAAGAGGCCGCCGAUAGCGUCGUCAAGGAGUGCGAGAAACUCGGGGGCAAGGCUCUUGCCGUUGUGUGCUCGGCCGAGGAAGGCGAGAAGCUCGUCAAUGCCGCGGUUGAGAAGUUCGGAUCUCUCCAUGGUGAGUUGGCGUGGUCCGUUCAGAGGGAGGCCGUCUUCGUGAUACUGAACAGAGCUCUCCCACCCCGCAGUCGUUGUCUGCAACGCUGGUAUCUUGCGCGACAAGUCCUUCGCCGCUCUCACUGACGAGGAGUGGGACUUCGUCUACAACGUUCACGUGCGAGGUACCUACUCGGUUUGCAAGGCCGCAUGGCCCAUCUUUCGCAAGCAAAAGUACGGCCGUAUCGUCAACACGUCAUCCUCGGUCGGUGUCCACGGCAACUUUGGUCAAGCCAACUACUCGACCGCCAAGUCGGCAAUUUUGGGCCUCACCAAGACGCUCGCUAUCGAAGGCAAGAAGUAUGGCAUCAUCGCCAACACGCUCGUCCCCAACGCGGGUACCAACAUGACCCGCACGAUCUGGCCCGAGGAGAUGGUCCAGGCCUUCUCGCCCGCCUUCAUUGCCCCAGUCGUCGGCUACCUCACCUCGGAGGCUAAUGAGUCGACACUCGGUCUCUACGAAGUCUCGGGUGGGUGGUGCGCCGCUUACAGAUGGCAACGAUCGUACGGUCACGCGUUCCCCAUCAACACCAAGGUCACAGUCGAGAAGCUCAAGGCCAAGUGGGACGUUGUGAACAAGUUCGACAACAAGGCCACGAACCCCAACUCGACCGCCGAAUCGCUCGAGUCAAUUAUUGACAACUUCUCAAACGAGUCCGAGUCGUCCUCCGACGAGAAUGGCGAUGACGACUACUCGGACCCCGAGGACUCGGAGAUUGUCAAGAAGGCGAAGGAGUCGGCCAAGGAGACGGGCGAGUACACCUUCACCGAGCGCGAUGUGGCUCUAUACAACCUCGGUAUCGGUGCGACGGAGAAGGAGGUCGAGUUCACCUUCGAAGGCGACAGUGACUUCCGUCCGAUUCCGACGUUCGGUGUCAUUCCCCAGUUCGCCACCUCCUCCGGCUUGCCCAUGGAUUGGCUGCCCAACUUCUCGCCCAUGAUGCUCUUGCACGGCGAGCAAUACUUGCAGAUCAAGGGCAAGAUCCCAACUUCGGGCACGCUCACUUCCGCGGCACGCUUGUCCGAGGUACUCGACAAGGGCAAGGCCGCGGCCGUCACCUCGAUCACGACGACCAAGGACUCGGAGGGCAACGUCAUCUUUGAGAACCAAUCAACCGUCUUCAUCCGAGGCGCCGGUGGGUUCGGUGGCAAGAAGACGGGCAAGGAUCGUGGUGCUGCAACCGCGGCGAACAAGCCUCCUUCGCGCAAGCCCGACCACGUCGAGGAGGAGAAGACGUUGCCGAUCCAAGCCGCUUUGUACCGUCUCUCGGGCGACUACAACCCGUUGCACAUUGACCCCGACUUCGCCAAGGUUGGUGGCUUUGACCAACCCAUCCUCCACGGUUUGUGCUUCUUCGGUAUCUCGGGCAAGCACAUCUACAAGAAGUUCGGCGAGUUCAAGGACAUCAAGGUGCGCUUCGUCGGGUCCGUUUACCCGGGCGAGACCGUCGUCACCGAGAUGUGGAAGGAAAAUGACAAGGUCAUCUUCCAGACCAAGUGUAAGGAGCGUGGUACCGUCGUCCUCGGUGCCGCCGCCGUCACACUUGCUUGA
Messenger RNA from Microbotryum saponariae, 3684 nucleotides. Lineage: Eukaryota; Fungi; Basidiomycota; Microbotryomycetes; Microbotryales; Microbotryaceae. The record is from the annotation of a GenBank genome assembly.